AUGAUCUCUUCCGGAGGCGUCACGGUGCUGGUUGUGUUUAUAAUCCGCCCUUGUAGCUCUCAAGGUGGAACAUGCCAUGCAAAUUGCGGCACAGGAUUGUGGCCGUCUCUGUCUACCGAUUGGAGUAUUGAGUGCACCGCGAACCCGUACUGCAUGUUUGGUUGCCCUGAGUGUUUCACGACGACCAGUGAGACUUCCAGCACGACCCAGUCCUCCACCACAGGGACAUCAACCCAAACCAGCGAGAGUUCCAGCACGACGUGGUCUACGACCACAGUGAGUACAACCUCGGAGAGUUCCAGCACAACGGUGUCUUCAACCACUGGGACCUCGGCCACGGUGAGUACAGCCUCCGCGAGUUCCAGGACGACCCAGUCCACAACCUCUGUGAGUUCAACCACGGGGACCGUAACCACAGUGAGUACAACCUCGGAGAGUUCCAGCACAACGGUGUCUUCAACCACUGGGACCUCGGCCACGGUGAGUACAACCUCCGCGAGUUCCAGGACGACCCAGUCCACAACCUCUGGAAGUUCAACCACAGAGACCGUGACUACAGUGAGUACAGACUCACAGAGUUCCAGCACAACGGUGUCUUUAACCACUGGGACCUCGGCCACGGUGAGUACAACCUCCGCGAGUUCCAGGACGACCCAGUCCACGACCUCUGUGAGUUCAACCACAGAGACCGUGACUACAGUGAGUACAGACUCACACAGUUCCAGCACAACGGUGUCUUUAACCACUGGGACCUCGGCCACGGUGAGUACAACCUCCGCGAGUUCCAGGACGACCCAGUCCACGACCUCUGUGAGUUCAACCACAGAGACCGUGACUACAGUGAGUACAGACUCAGAGAGUUCCAGCACAACGGUGUCUUUAGUCACUGGGACCUCGGCAACGGUGAGUACAGCUUCCGAGAGUUCCAUAACGACCCAGUCCACAACCUCUCGGAGUUCAACCACAGGGACUUUAACCGUGGUGAGCACAGUCAGCGAGAGUACGAGCACGACGGCGUCUUCAACCACAUCGACCACAGGCAGCCAGAGUUCCAGCACAACGGUGUCUUUCACCACGUCGAGUCCAACCUCUUCGAGCACAGUCAGCGAGAGUUCCAGCACAACUGUGUCUUCAGCCACAUUGACAACAGGCAGCCAGAGUUCCAGCACCACCAGGUCCUCGACCACGUCGAGUACAAUCACGUCGAGUGCAACCAGCGAGAGUUCAAGCAAGACGGUGUCUUUCACCACGUCGAGUCCAACAUCUUCGAGCACAGUCAGCGAGAGUACCAGCACAACUGUGUCUUCAGCCACAUUGACAACAGGCAGCCAGAGUUCCAGCACCACCAGGUCCUCGACCACGUCGAGUACAAUCACGUCGAGUACAACCAGCGAGAGUUCAAGCAAGACGGUGUCUUCUACCAUUUCGAGUCUCACUUCUUCGAGCACACGCAGCGUGAGUUCUACUACGACGGCGUCCUCUUCCAGCACGACGGCGUCUGCAACCACCAGAAGCACAACAAGCGAGAGCUCCACCACCUCCACCACCGUGCACCUGGGCCCCUGGUGGCAGCAGCGCGGCGUGCUGCUCCUGACGCUGCUGUCGGUGACCGUCGCCGUGAUGGCGACCUUCGCUGGGCUCUGGCAGUCGAUCCUGCGCGCAGAGUGCCCCUACAGCGACGGCACCCCCGAGGUGCGGCAUACGUGCCUCUCCGCCUGGGACGCCCACGCCGCCGGCACCCUCCCCGGCCACACCCGCCUCUCCGCCGCGGCGAUCCGCGUGGCCUGCUGCCUGUCCGGCGUCGAGGUCGGCCGCGAGGAGCUCGCGGGCAGGCCGCUCGCCGAGAGCCUCGGCCUGGUGGCCACCCUGAAGUGCCUGAGCCUCCUCCUCCUGGCGGACGCGGGCGUCACCGGUGUGGACCUGCGGCGCCUUGGCCAGCGAGCCGUCGAGGCCGACCCCAAGAGCGGCGCGGGGCGGAUUUGCAAGAGGCUGCGUCGCGCCCUGCGGGCGCUCGAGCGCAGGGAGCGCCUCGCCAUGGGCCUCGGCCUGGAGGUGCGGCAGUGGGACCUCUUCUACUCGUUGCACCCGGUCCUCGGGCUAUGGGUGCACCACCUUGGACACGGGGGGCCUUGGCUGCGGCGUGCGGUGGUGAGCACGGCUGGGCUGUUCGCGUCCCUGGCGUGCUGCGCCUUGCUGUUGCUUGCGUGGGCCGAGGGCCCGGUGAUCGCGCCCUGUAUGCUGCCCGACGCGGGCCUGUGGCAGGAGCUCGACCUCCAGACCGUGCUCGGCGACUGCGGCAUCGCCGCGCUGAGCGGGCUCGUUGUCCCAGUGGUGACCGCCGCCAUCGUGAGGGCAGGGGGUGUCGUCGCCAACGUCGCGCUGCUCAUCGGCUCGGUGCUGGUGGUCCUUGCGUUUCUCGCGAACGUCUGCAUGGUCGACGUCGACCACUGGAUCGUGGCCUUCUUUGCGCAGCUGGCGCUCUGCUGGCUGCUGGCCCCCGCGGCGCAGGUCGCGCUCUGCCACGCCGUGUGCGCGCACGCCGCCGGGCGCCGGCCGGCGGUGCUGCUGGAAGCCCUGCGGUGUCUCCAGCUGGCCAUCGCGCCGGGCGCGGCCGAGAAACCGUCGGAGGCUCGAGAUGCCGCACAAGGCUCCAUCCCGUGCGGGGACCAUGUCAGCUGGGCGAGGCCCCCGCCCGGCGGCUCUCCCAUGGAGCCUGUGCUGAGAUCCUCUGCGGGGGUCCUGCUCGAGACUCCGCCCCGCGCGCCGGCGAUCUGCCCGGUCCAUGCCGAGGCGCCAGACCCCCUUGGUCGCUCCCACCCGCCCCGCCGGCGAACCCGCGCCCCAGGCUGCCGCGGCCCGUGUGGGGCGCCGCGCCCGCGGGCGCGCCGGGCGGCCAGGCGUUCGAGCCCCCGGGGCCGCCGAGCGGCGCGCGCGGCGCGUAGGUUCCCGCCGCCGCCGCCGCCAGGCACCGACGAGCCGGAGACAGGGCGGCGCGGGUGUCGGCCUGGUGGUCAUGGGCCCUCCUUCUUAUGGGCCUUGCGCUUCGUUUGCUUAUGCAGCCCUCUGUUCUCGCCAUCGAGCAGGUGGGUGCCUAGUGCCUGA
Prorocentrum cordatum is the source of this 3102-nucleotide messenger RNA. Lineage: Eukaryota; Dinophyceae; Prorocentrales; Prorocentraceae. The record is from the annotation of a GenBank genome assembly.